This is a messenger RNA of Momordica charantia (bitter melon), 2162 nucleotides long. The record is from RefSeq and is a predicted model, not a curated record. NCBI's taxonomy places the organism in Eukaryota, Viridiplantae, Streptophyta, Magnoliopsida, Cucurbitales, Cucurbitaceae.
GCUCUAUCUGAUGAGGCGAAAGCACGGUACGAGAAGACAACAUUUAGAGUUGUUGAUUUGGAUGAUUAUGCAGCCGACGAUGAGGAGUACGAAGAGAAAUUGAAGAAAGAGUCCCUCGCUAUCUUCUUCUUGGCAACGUAUGGCGAUGGGGAGCCCACUGAUAAUGCCGCAAGAUUCUAUAAAUGGUUCACAGAGGGGAAAGAAGAGAGAGGGGAGUGGCUUCAGAACCUUCAGUAUGCUAUCUUUGGCCUUGGCAACCGACAAUAUGAGCAUUUUAAUAAGAUUGCAAAGGUAGCAGAUGAGCGGCUUGAGGCACAGGGAGGCAAGCGCAUUGUUAAAGUUGGUCUUGGAGAUGACGAUCAGUGCAUCGAGGAUGACUUCACUGCUUGGAGAGAAUUGUUGUGGCCUGAGUUGGAUCAGCUGCUUCGAGAUGAGGAUGAUGCAACAACAGUGACCACACCUUACACAGCGGCUGUAUUAGAAUAUCGAGUUGUAUUCCAUGAUUCUGCAGAUGUAGCUUCUGAGGACAAGAGCUGGAUUAAUGCAAAUGGUCAUGCAGUACAUGAUGCUCAACAUCCAUUCAGAUCUAAUGUCGUUGUGAGGAAAGAGCUCCAUACUUCUGCAUCUGAUCGCUCCUGUACUCAUCUAGAGUUUGAUAUUUCCGGGUCUGCGCUCAAAUAUGAAACAGGGGAUCAUGUUGGUGUUUACUGUGAAAAUUUAACUGAGACUGUGGAUGAGGCACUAAACUUAUUGGGUUUGUCUCCUGAAACGUAUUUUUCCAUACAUACUGAUAAUGAGGAUGGGACUCCACUUGGUGGAAGCUCUUUACCACCUCCUUUCCCAUCCUGCACCCUCAGAACAGCAUUAACUCGAUAUGUAGAUCUCUUGAAUUCACCCAAGAAGUCAGCAUUGCUUGCAUUAGCAGCGCAUGCUUCAAAUCCUGUGGAGGCUGACCGAUUAAGAUAUCUUGCAUCACCUGCCGGGAAGGAUGAAUAUGCCCAGUCUGUGAUUGGUAACCAGAAAAGCCUUCUUGAGGUCAUGGCUGAAUUUCCUUCUGCCAAGCCCCCACUUGGUGUCUUCUUUGCAGCUGUUGCACCACGCUUGCAGCCUCGAUUCUACUCUAUAUCAUCAUCUCCAAGGAUGGCUUCAUCUAGUAUUCAUGUUACUUGUGCUUUAGUCUAUGACAAAAUGCCAACAGGGCGUAUUCAUAAAGGAGUGUGCUCAACUUGGAUGAAGAAUUCUGUGCCCAUGGAGAAAAGCGAUGAAUGCAGUUGGGCUCAAAUUUUCGUGAGGCAAUCAAACUUCAAGCUUCCUGCAGAUAGUAAAGUGCCGAUUAUCAUGGUUGGUCCCGGAACUGGGUUGGCUCCUUUCAGAGGUUUCCUACAGGAAAGAUUAGCUUUGAAAGAAUCUGGAGUAGAAUUGGGGCCUUCCAUAUUGUUCUUUGGAUGCAGAAACCGUAGGAUGGAUUACAUAUACGAGGACGAGCUGAACAACUUUAUUGAAACUGGUGCUCUCUCCGAGUUGGUUAUUGCCUUCUCACGGGAAGGGCCAACAAAGGAUUACGUGCAACAUAAGAUGGCAGACAAGGCUUCCGAUAUCUGGAAUCUGAUUUCACAAGGGGCUUACUUAUACGUAUGUGGUGAUGCGAAGGGCAUGGCUAGGGAUGUCCACCGAACUCUCCAUACUAUUGUACAAGAACAGGGAUCUCUUGACAGCUCGAAAGCCGAGAGUAUGGUGAAGAAUCUGCAGAUGAGCGGAAGGUAUCUGCGCGACGUCUGGUGAUGAACUCCCUCCAUGUGUUCUCCAAAAGCAUAUAUCAGAAUAUUUAACGAAAAUUAGAUCUGGUUGAAUGAAUUAUUGAGAAGGUGUUUGCAAAUUGAGUCCCUUUGUCAAGCUGGUCUUCUUCUCACAUGGCAGAGGUUUAAUUAUAAUUAUAUCGUCUUCUUUUCAAUCCCCUUCUCUCCCAUUUUGGUCCACAGCUCGUAUGUGUUAUUCUUUUGUUCGUGUAAUUUAUAAAAUACAGAUAUAUUCAUUAGUUAGAGCUCUCGUUUUUCUAUUCUAGCGUUCUAAGAUGAACCAACAAGAUGGUUCAGAACUUCAAGUUCAUGUAUACUUGUCUGUAACAUUAAACAGAUGAAAUAAUUUAGACUUUUUUUUGUCCA